AAUUGUGUAUAGUACAAAAAAAAGUCACACAAUGAACCAAUUCAAAUAUGUUCAUUCAAAAAUAAUCUCAUGUCAGUUCAAUCUACUAUUAUCAACAUCAAUGGCAAUAACUGUGCUACGUAUACAUGAUUUUCACGUGAAACUUUUAACAUCGCAGUAAAGACACAUUAUCUCAAAGAAUUAAAUAUUACAUUUGAUAAUCAAUGAUUCGUUUAUUCCCUGAAAGUACUUACUCGAACAAUACAGGAUAAUGUUUGUGGUUGCAUUUCAAUUUUUACAGCUUUUGCUUUCAAUUCCAACCUGAUUUGACGUAAAUAAAAGUCUAUGGAAAUUCAUGUAAUUUAAUAAAAUCUGGAGGAUAUCAUACAAACUUUGUCAAAAUGUUUAAAAAGUUUAAAGAUAAACUUGCAGAAGAAAUGAAACAAUCACCUGCCAGGUUACAAGCAAGCAUGCAACAACUAGCACAGGCAGUUGUAUCUCCUGCUUUAUCCAACAAUUCAGUACAAGAAUUACCUGUAUCUAAUGAGAAUUUUAGUUUAACAGAAGAAGGGGAUGAAACUCCCAAAAACAGUCCUGCUAAACAUGGUUUUCAAAAUGUAGAUUUAAUGUCACCUACAUCGAAUUCCAUAGGCAUUUCGAGAAGAUCAUCAGUCAGUAGUAUUACUAGUGACACUUCAUCUCUUUUUCCGAUUUACGAAAGUCCUGCUAAUUUAUAUCAUUUGCAGUCUGAUAUAGAUCAGUCUGCUAGUGAAAUAGACGAAAAUAUAAAUCCACAAUUGGACAAGGUCUCAAAAGAUCAAAUAUAUUCAGCAUAUAGGAAAAUGCAAGCAAAAUAUCAUAAAUAUCGUGGGAGAUAUACAGAUUUAGCAACACAUUAUAAAGAAUUGGAAAGAGUAAAAGGCAAGUUAGAAUCAGUUUUAGUGGAAACCCAAGAUAAAGUAUUAAGACGAAUAGCUGAUUUGAAAGAACAGUGUCAGUUAGAACAACAGGCCAAAGCUCAUUUAGAAGAAGCAUUGAGAAAUGAUAUUGAAGAGAAAGAUCAUAUAAUAAGUACAUUGAAUACAAAGAUUAAACUUUUACAAAUAACUGGACCAAACUUAGAAAUGACUUUAUCAGAUACUACUAAUGAUAAAGGGAAUUUAAAAGAUAAUCUCAUUGAUCUAAGUACUGGAUCAUCAAUUAGUUCUGAAGAGAAUGCUUUGGUAGUUGAAAAUGCACAACUGAAAGACAAAUUAAAAAAAUUAGAAAAUGUUGUUUUGAAGUACAAAGAGUCAUUAAAACGAAAUAAAGAAAAGUUUACUGAAAUAUUAACAGAAAAAAAUACAUUAGAAUCUCAAUAUGAAACAUUAAGAAAUUCUUAUACAGAGAAAGAAAAAGAAUUAAAUUCUGUAUCUACUGAAAUUAAAAAUUUAACAGAUCAAAUGAUUAUUUUAAAAAAACGUGAAGAAGAAUCUGUAAUAUCUUUAGCUGAAAAUAAACUUUCAAUACAUAGAGAAUUAGAGGAUAAAGAAGAGCAAAUCAAAAAGCUACAAUUGGAUUUGAAGUAUAUGACAGAAUCCAAAGAGAAUUUAAGUGAAAUUGUUAGUAAAUAUAAAGUUGAAUUAGAGAAACUAAAAUUAUCAUCUAAUACUCAAAAUGCAGAUUUGGAAAAAAAGGAAAUUGUACAAGAUACCUCAAAUGGAAAAUCAGAAAUGCAGCAGUUAUUAAUUGAUUUGGAUGAAAAGAUAGGCUUAAAGUAUCAUGAAGAAGAUUGUAAUAAGGAGAAUAUAGAAAAAAAUACAAAAGUGCAUGAUACUGAAAUAUAUCAAAAUUUAAAAUGUAAAUUAGAUGAAAAGGAAAUUGAACUUCAAGAAACAAAAAAUAAAUUAGAAGAAUUACAAAAGCUUACUAAAGAAUGUCAAACAGAUAAAGAAAAACUGUAUAUGGAAUUUUCAAAUUACAAAUUAAAAUAUGCAGAGCUUCAAAAUGAACAAGAGGCACAAAAAAUUAUUGCCGAAGAAAGAAAAAAAGAAGGAGAAACAACAAUUGAAAAAUUGCAGGCUACUAUACAAAGUCUUGAUAAGGAACUAGAAAAUAUGAGGAAUGCUCUAAUUGAUAGAGAUAAGGUAUGUGAAAGUUACAAUGCUAAAGUUCAUGAAUAUAAAACAAUUCUUGAAAAAACGAAAGAAAAAUUAUUAAUUCAGGAAACGGAAAUAAAAACUUUUAAAGAAAAAAUACAAGACGAUACAGAAAUAAUUAAGUUGAACAAUGAGUUAAAAAUUAAAAACAAGGAAUUACUAGGAGUGUGCACAGAACUUGAAACCUGUAAAUCUAUUAUUUCUGAUCUUAAAAAUAGACUUCAAACAGAUAGUUCUAAUAUUAAUUUGCUCUACGAAGAGAAAAAUAAUUUAAUUAAAAAUAUUUUAAAUUAUAAAAUUUCUGCAAAAAAAUUAAAAGAAGAUAACAUUUAUAUUAAAAACAAUGCAGUAAAAUACAUCACAGAGAUUAAUAAUGAAAUUUCUGUCUUAAAGAAUGGAUUUGAUACUUUUCUGAAAACAAAUGAUAUUAUUCAAAAUAAUGUAAAUUUGCAAAUAAAAAAUUUUCAAACUGAACUGAAAGAAUUUGAAGAAUUUAAACAAAAAUAUAAUCAAUUACAAACUGAAUUAAAAGAUACUAUGUAUCUUAAAUCUAAUUUAGAAAUAAACUUGGAAAAUUAUAAUAAACAAUUAAAUGAAAUGUCUAUAAAAUUGGAACAACAAUGUGAAGUUAAUACAAAAAAUCGUAAACUUAUAGCCGAGAUAGAUAAUCUCAAUUUCAAAUUGUACGACUUACAAAAUUUACCGGAACAAGUGAAAUUAUUAAUGAUAGAAUCUAAAUCCUUACAAGAAAAACUUAAUAAUGUCAAUGCUAUAAAUCAAUUGCUUUCAGAUGAAAUAUGUGAUUUGAAAGUACAACUUGAAGAGGCAAAUAAUAAUACAAAACAAUUACAAGAAUUAGAACAGAAAUAUGUACAAGCAACAAAAACUGCUGCAUUAUUGAAAUCUGAAAACCUUAAUUCUGAUAAAUUAAAAGAAAAAAUAAACAUUCUACAAUUGGAAAUUAAAAUUUUAAAUGAAAAUUUAUUCGAUAAGGAUAAGAAAAUGAGUACUUUAAAUGAAGAAUUAGAAAAUAAAGAAAGUUUUUUAGUUAAUUUAAAACUUGAAGAUGAAAAACAUACAAAGUUAAUUGAAAAACGUGAAAAUGAAAUCAUUGAAUUAACAAAAUCAAAUGAAACUCUACAACAAAAGAUACAAACAAAAAUUCAGCAAUUAACGAAGUUAAAAAAUAUUAAACAAAAACAAGAUGCCACUAUCCAAAAGUUAAAUGAUGAAAUUAGUGAAAUAAAAGCUUCAAAUAUAGAAUUAUUGGAGCAGUUAAAAACAUCAGAAAAUGAAAUGAAUAUGUUGAAAUCUGAAAACUGCCAAAUAGUAAUAUUAAAAAAUAAUAAUACAGCAAUCAAUGCUGAGUUAGAAAGGUUAAAAUUAAUUCAAAAUGAAGUAAAUUUAGAAAAUAAAAAUUUAAAAGAUAAACAAAACGAAUUUUUGAAGCAUAAUCAAGAAUUAAAUGAAUCUAAUAAAAAUUUAAAGCAAAAAGUUAUAGAUUAUGACAAAUAUAAUCAACAAUUAUUAACUGAAAAUGCACAAUUAGAAAAAGAAAUUGAAUCAUGCAAAAAUCAGUUAAGUGAACAAAAUCAAGAUAUAGAUAAUUUAAAUAGUCAUAUUACAUUAUUAAAUACAAAAUUACAAUCUAACAGUCAGGAACUAAAUUUCCAACUUGAAGAAUUAACUUCAUAUAAAAAAAAAGCAGAAGAAACUAAAGAAUAUCUUGCAAAAGAAAAUACAAAUUUACGUAAUGAAAUAGAUAAAUUAAAUUUAACAUUAGAAAAUAAUACGAAAAUGGAAGAAAUAAAUAAAGAACUUCAAACGAAAUUAGUAUUUUUGGACAAAGAAGUGGCAAGAUUAAAAAAUGUUGAAGAAGAAAUGAAUAACUUAAGAUUGGAAAUAAAUAGUUUAAAUAAAAUAAAAAUUGAUUUAGAAGAAAUACAAUCAGAAAACAGUAAACUAGUUACUGAAAACUUAUCUUUAAAAAAUAGAAUUGCAGAAUUAGAAAAUAUAAAUACAAAACUUCAAUCUUACGUAAAUAAUUUAAAAUCUGCAGUUUUUAAUUUAGAUCAAAUAGAAUCCAAAAAUACUGAAUACAAAAAUGAAAUUGAUGCAUUAAAAAAUACAAAUGUGGAACUAUUGUCUCAAAUAAAGAAUGAUGAUGUAUCAAAACAACAAUUAAUGAUGGAAAUAGAUGAAUUAAAACUUAUAUUAGAUGAAAAAGUGGCAGAGUUAAAAUUACUAGAUACUAAAAAUAUGGAACUAUUGGAAGAAAUUGAAAGAUUGAAAUCUUCAUCAAUAGAGGAGGAAGUAGCAAUAGAAACUGACCCAUCAACAACUAAUAUUGAAGAUUUAAAAGAAACGAUUAUUAAACUACAAAAUGAAAUAAAAGUUCUUAGAGAAUCGAAUAUUACGCUAAAUGAAGAAAUGAAAAAUAUAAAUAAUAAUAAAACUGUAGAUGAUUUUUCUACCAAAAAUAAUGAUAAACUAGAGGAAAAAAAUAAAAAAUUAGAAGCACAACUAGAUGAAGCAUUAAUAACAUUCCAAGCAAAAGAAUUGGAAAUGCAUUUCAUUAGUAAUGAAUUAAAAAAUCAAGUGGAUACUUUGAAACAAGAAUUGAAAACAAAUGAGGAAGAACAAAGUAUGAGAUUAAAACAACUAGUUAAGGAAUUUCAAGCUCAGUUACAUGAUAAGGAAGAAGAAUUACAUGCUGCAUUGGAGAAACGAUUUGAUCGUCAACAAAAUUAUGAAUCAAAUCUUAUUCAACAAUAUAAAGAACAAUUAAAAGAUUUUCAAAUAGAAUUGACAGCUAAAUCAGAACAAAUAGAAAAUCUAAUUUUAGAAAAUAAAAAUUUAAUAUCACAAAAAACAAAAGAUAUAAACCAGUUAAUGGAAAAAAUUACAAUAAUAAAGAAGGAACAUACAGAUGAAAUUAGAGAAAUAGAAAAGAAAUGGAAAUCAAUAGUACAACAAAAAACUGACACAUUGGAAGCAAAACACGAGGAAGAAAUUAAUGAAUUAACACGGGAAUGGCGAAAUGAAAGAAGGCCUGAUAUACAAACUGAUAUAAUUCAUGAGGAAUUAGAGAGCACUUCACGAGUUGCAAUGGCAGCUGUACAAUCAAAUACUGGUUCUUUCCACACUCUCCAACAAACACUAACAGCACAGAGACGAGAAUUAGCUGAACUUAGAAAAUUAAUGAAGUUAAGACAUGAUACAUUAGAGGAUUCAACAGAGAUUGAAUAUCUCAGAAAUAUUUUAUUUGAAUAUAUGAUGGGAAGAGAAACAAUGGUGCUUGCUAGAGUGAUUGCUGCAGUUGUCAAGUUUGAUCAAGAACAAACAGCAAAAGUACUUAAAAAAGAAGAAGAUAAAAUGACACUGCUUGGUUCUCUAGGUCUCACAUAGUGCAAAAUUCUGUAUAUUUAAAAAUUAUGUAAGUACUUUUGUAUAUUAGAUUGUAAGUAUCUUGUAUUUAUUUAUAAUAUAUAUUUUAAAGAUGACUAUUAUUCUGCCAAUAUAUGAUACAUAAUAUGUAGAGAAUAUAUACUGUAAAAGAUUUACACAGUUUUCAGAUAGAAGCAAUGUUAGAUUGUUAUCUUGUUUCUUAAUAUAUAUAUACACCGGUCCGCAAAAGUAUUUGGAUACUCGAUGAAAAUCUGUCUAUAUUUUAAGUUGUUAUAAUUUUGUGAAAAAAAAAUCAUAAUUUUGGGCCCAUUUUAAAGUGUGAUAUUUCUCCUGUAAUUUUUUUUAUAACUGAAUCCAUCAAAAUCUUGAAGAUUGAAACUUUCCUUUUACGAUUCCUUCAAACUUGCUGUACGACUUUUUUCACUAUUUUAUUAAAUUUUAAAUGUUGAGAUUAAAUGAUAAAAAUUUAGAAAAUUCUAAUAUUUCAUUGAAUUUUCAUUGCAUAAUUCUAAUAUUCAAAAUUCUAUAAAAUAGCAAAAAAGACAAUCAUACGGCAAAUUUUAAGAAAUGGUUGUAAAGAAGAAAAAUCAAUUUUCAAGAUUUGAUAGAUAUAAUUAUAAAAGUUUCAUUAAAAAAUUUCCGAGUUUUUACAAAUGUUUAAAUUUUUAUUAUUUUUUAAAGGAAAUUAUCCCCAUUUUACUAUUCACUACAUAAUACAGUUUUAAAAUAGUUGAACUCUAAAGUCAAAAUACGUUUUAAAAUGAGCCGAUGGAUUGUUAUACUAUUAUUUUUCACGAAAUUAUAGCCGUUUAAAAUAUCGACAAGUUUUCAUUGAGUGUCUAACCAUUUUUACGAACUAUUUAUCUACAAGCAAGCUACAAUUUAUCAACUUUUAUAACCGUUUUUAAAUUUAUUAAUAGAAUAAAAACUUAUCGUUAUAAAAUUA
Messenger RNA from Frieseomelitta varia, 6471 nucleotides. RefSeq names its product golgin subfamily A member 4-like. Lineage: Eukaryota; Metazoa; Arthropoda; Insecta; Hymenoptera; Apidae. Gene Ontology annotation, biological process: Golgi vesicle transport. The transcript is spliced from 9 exons. The coding region runs from base 381 to 5525 and encodes 1714 amino acids. The record is from RefSeq and is a predicted model, not a curated record. Gene Ontology annotation, cellular component: Golgi apparatus. Gene Ontology annotation, molecular function: small GTPase binding.